Messenger RNA from Fusarium mangiferae, 1062 nucleotides. RefSeq names its product putative NAD binding Rossmann fold oxidoreductase. Lineage: Eukaryota; Fungi; Ascomycota; Sordariomycetes; Hypocreales; Nectriaceae. The record is from RefSeq and is a predicted model, not a curated record. The transcript is spliced from 2 exons. Gene Ontology annotation, molecular function: nucleotide binding; oxidoreductase activity. Gene Ontology annotation, cellular component: cytoplasm. Bases 1 to 1062 code for a protein of 353 amino acids. Gene Ontology annotation, biological process: NADPH regeneration.
AUGGCCUCUCCUAAGCUCCAAGUCGCCGUUGCUGGCCUCGGCCGCAUGGGUGCUCGUCAUGCUCUCAACUUUCACAACAGAACUCCCCGCGCUGAGCUCGUCGCAGCCUUUACCCCUGUCCAGAAGGAGGCAGACUGGGCCAAGGUUCACCUCGAGGGUGUUACAAUCUACAAUGACUACCAGGAGAUGCUGAAGCAUCCCGGCCUUCAGGCUGUGGUAGUCGCUACCGUAACUACCGCUCAUGCUGAAGAGGCCAUUCAAGCCAUUGAGGCUGAUAAGCAUGUUCUUUGCGAGAAGCCUCUAAGUACCAGCGUUGAGAUCUCCCAAUCCGUGGUCGACGCCGCUGCCAAGAAGCCUCACCUCAAGGUCAUGUGUGGUUUCUCCCGUCGAUUCGAUGCCUCAUACCGCGAUGCCUUUGAUCGCAUGGACAGCGGUGCCAUCGGUCGCCCCUCCGUCUUCCGAUCUCAAACCUGCGAUAAGCUUGACCCAUCCGGUUUCUUCGUUGCCUAUGCCGAGUUCAGUGGCGGUAUCUUUGUCGACUGUAACAUCCACGAUAUCGACCUUGCCUUGUGGUACUUUGGCCAAGACUCUAUCGUCAAGUCUGUUGUUGCUACUGGCAUCACUGCUGUCCAGCCUGAGUUGCGAAAGCACAAGGAUGUAGACAAUGGUGUUGGCAUCGUUGAGUUCUGGGGCGGCAAAGUUGCAUACUUCUACUCUUCGCGCAUGAUGGCUGCUGGUCAGCACGACAUGACAGAGGUUAUAGGUACUGAAGGCAAACUUGCCAUCAAUGCCAACCCUGUCGGCAACCUUGUUGAGAUGCACGAGGCAACCGGCGUGCGCCGACAGAUUCCCGGCGACUACUAUGGUCGUUUCGAGCAUGCCUUCGUCACAGAAGCCAACGAAUUCACAUCUUCAGUGCUUGACAACAACAAGCUACCAUUCAAGCUUACUGGUGCUGUUCAGGCUGUUAAGAUUGGUUGCGCCCUCCAGGAGUCGCUCAACUCGGGCAAAAAGAUAAACUUUGAUGAGACUGGUCGUCGCAUCGAGGAAUCUAAGCUGUGA